This is a messenger RNA of Oncorhynchus gorbuscha (pink salmon), 1853 nucleotides long. Its product is annotated as regulator of G-protein signaling 22-like. Gene Ontology annotation, biological process: regulation of signal transduction. Lineage: Eukaryota; Metazoa; Chordata; Actinopteri; Salmoniformes; Salmonidae. Bases 108 to 1853 code for a protein of 581 amino acids. The record is from RefSeq and is a predicted model, not a curated record. The transcript has 14 exons. Gene Ontology annotation, molecular function: G-protein alpha-subunit binding.
UACACACUGAACGGUCUGGUGACGGCGGGUCAGAGGUGUUCAGGGUUAGAUAUAGAGACCCCUGGCUGAGGUUUCUGGGGUGAAUUAUAACUAAGGACAACUGAAGUAUGUUGGGGAAGAUUACAACAGAUCCACCUUACCUUACCAUCGAUAAUUUCGAGGACUGUCUGUCUUCUGAUGAUGUUCUGGUGCACUUCUUUAACGACUUCCUCAGUCUGCCUUCGUUCCCUGAGUGUGUACAGUACAACCAGGAGACUGGUGUGUUUGAGGUGGUCAGUGAUGCAGCGGUGGCUCUGUCUAGGAGGAUCAGGUCAGCCCUGCAGUACUUUAAAUCACAACCUCUCACUGACCCAACAGAGCUGACUGCUAGACCAGUGGUGGACAACCACUACACUGUUCUGUGCUUGGACAGAGAACAGGGAGUGGAGUGGAUCCUAAAAGAAAGACUACCCUUGUUUAUUGAAAGUGACUGCUACUUCGAGUACAGGUUAGCGAAGCUGCUCUCUCAGUGGGGCCCACAGGAGGAUCCUCCAGUAGCCCCCCCCCCUGUCACCACAGAGCCUGCUGGGACCAGACGAGGGAUGUGGUCUCAGAUAACAGACAUGUUGACAAUGGCUAAGGACAAGGACAAGCAGCUGCCUGUCUGUACCCAGUCUGUGAGAACCCCGGUGUGCUCCCUGGGCCAACUGGGACAAGAGACGGGAGACCACAGCGCAGAGCAGGAGAUGAAAGUCUACCUCACAGAGACAGAGGCAAAGACAGAGAUAGAGGCAGGAACUACAGAUGAGGAUAAUGGGGACCCCAAGCCCCAGAGUCCCGUCUGUUCUACCACUGAUGAUGAGACGGUUGGUCCCCACACUGAGAGCCCCUUUGAGGGAGGUCCAGCCACCAGCCACAGCAGACUGAAGGAGCAGCAGGAGGAGGGUGACCUUGAGUUCCAUGACCUUGAGUUCUAUGAUGUCACUGCUAGUAUCCAUGGUGAUAGACAGGGCCUUGGUGACUUUAAGGACUUCUUAAAGGGAACACUAGGAGAUAAGCUUUUGCGUCUGUGGAUGGAUAUAGAGAGACUGAAGACCCUACAGGACGACAGGAGGAGAAUCAGGCAUUUGGUCCAGAUGCGAAGCUGCUACCUGCUGACCGGUGGCCAGAGCAGUCUGAAUGGUGAGCUGUUGACCAGACUGGGUCUCUCUACCUCCCCCUGCUGGAGAGAGGACAGACUGCAGAGAGUUCAGCCCCACGUCACUGAGGCACUGCUCUGCUACUGGGGUCCCAGGUUCAGGAUGAGCCGGAGAGCAGUAGAUCCUCUCAGACUGUCACUGCGGAGGAACGGACAGCUACACCCUCCCUCUGGUGUGAACCCUAACCCUCGUUACAUCAACCUCCACCCCCUCCGGGCUCACACCUCUAUCCCUCGACCUACCAUCCGCCCAGACACCUCUCUACCCAGAGGCAGGACCCCCACACCAGCUCACACACAGACAGGUUAUGCCAGCAGCAGUCCUGUUGUAGCGCCCUGGAGGAUGGAGAGGAUGUUACAGGCUCUAUGUGUGGACUCACAGGCCGGGUUCUACUUCACACGCUACUGUGAACGCUCUGAAACCCGGCUGUGGGAGAAUGCCGUCCACUGCUGGUGUGAUCUGCAGCAAUACCACCAGCUCUUCUACCAAGAUGGACUGGAUCCCUACAGGGUACAGAGACAGGCUCAUGAGCUGUUUGACUGGGUGGAGGAACACACUCUGACCCUCCUCCUGGAGCCCUGGACGCUGCUCACCACCAGGGACACAGACACCUUCCAGAAGGUGGCUGUACGGGAGGAGACUGCCAGGUGGAGUCAGAGCCGUACGGAGAACUGA